This is a messenger RNA of Glycine soja, 3864 nucleotides long. RefSeq lists its product as uncharacterized. The transcript is spliced from 5 exons. Lineage: Eukaryota; Viridiplantae; Streptophyta; Magnoliopsida; Fabales; Fabaceae. The coding region runs from base 338 to 3631 and encodes 1097 amino acids. The record is from RefSeq and is a predicted model, not a curated record.
UUUAUGUUACUACCUAAAUUAACUUUUUUGUCAUACUUUUGGUAUUCUCUCCGCUGCUGAGUUGCUUUCAUUUGCUCACACCAGAUCUGCUCUGAUUUGAUCCACACACAGCUAAACUCUAUCGUUGUGCACAAUGCCAUUUCCCCUUUUGCUUAUUCGAUCUGGGAUGUCGAUUUGCUAAAAGUUUUUUGUUGGUGGGCUCUGAUUUGCUUCUUGGACCUGCUACACCAGGUCAAUAUUUGGUUUUAAGGUUUCGUUCUGGUUGAGGGCACAACAACAACUACACUACCUUUUCAUUCUUCAGGUUGUUUUGUCGAGAAAAAUUUGAUCUUUUUCAAUGGGCACGGAUGAAAGUGACAGCAUGGUUCAAGGUUCAUCUCCUAUGGCAGAAAGUGACAGCAUGGUUCAAGGUUCAGAGCAGGAGAAGGAGGUUAGGGAAGUUCUUGGGGGUUUGAGAAGUGAAGAGGGUAGUUGUGGGGUUACUGUGAAUGGGGGAGGGUUUUCUAGCAGUGAAAACCAAGGGUUGCAUGAUGAUGGUGUCAUUGACGUUGUCGUCAAGAAUAGUAGUGUCUUGGAGACCAAGGUUUCAGUUCUGAGAGAGAAUGAUUGUCAAGUUUUGGCUGAUUCUGAGGUGAAUAGGGUGUCCUCUUGGUUAGGAAUGCAAGAAAGUGAUAUGGAUGCGGUGUUUUCCAGUGAGGGUACUCAAAAGUUGGACUUUGUUUAUGGUUCUGAGAAGCUGGACUACAUGUUUGCUUCUGAGAGUAGAGUGCCAGAGGUUUCUGUUUUGAGCGUGGACGGUUCGGUUGGGGUUGGUGGAGAAGAUGGAAGAGGAGGAAAGCCGGAAGAGGAAGGAAUAGAUGAAGAUUUGGAUGGGGAAGUAGACAGUACUGCUUCUGAGGGUAGAGUAUCAGAAGUUUCUUUUUUGAGUGUGGAUAGUUUGAUAGGGGUUGGUGGGGAAGACAUAAGAGAUGGAGGCGAAAGUGGAGAGGUAGAAAAAGAGGAAGACUAUGAUGGCAACAUUGUGACUCUUGCAUCUGAGAGUAGAGUUGCAGAAGCUGCCAAAUUGAGUGUGGAUGGCUCGGUAGGUCUUGGUGGGGAACAUGGAAGGGAAGGGAAAAACAAAGACAGUGAUGGGAAGAUUGUGACUCCUGCAUCUGAAAGUAGAGUUGCAGAAGCUGUUGAUUUUAUUGUGGAUGGUUUGGUAGGUCUUGGUGGGGAAGACAAAACAGAUAGAGAUGAAAUUGAAGGGAAAGUAAAAGAUGAAAACUAUGCUGCUGGGAACAUCAUGACUGUUACUUCUGAGAAUAAAGUAGCAGAAGCUGCUGUUUUGAGUAUGGAUGGUUUGGUAAGGGUUGGAGGGGAAGACAUUAGAAAUGGGGGGAGAAGGGAAGGGGUUGCAAAAGAUGAAGAUUGUGGUGGGAACAUUGUGACUAUAGAGGUUCCAGUUGCAGAGACAAGUGAGAACAUGGAUGUGGAUGUGGAGGACUCGAGUGUUGAAGGGUGUGGUUUUGUUGUUGGUGAUUUUGUUUGGGGUCAAGUUGAGAGCCAUCCUUCAUGGCCUGGCCUGAUUUAUGACCCAUCUGAUGCAUCUGACUUUGCAUUGAAGCUGAAACAAAAGAAUAAACUUCUGGUUGCCUACUUCGGGAAUGGAACCUUUGCAUGGUGUCAACCGUCACAACUAAAGCCUUUUCAGGAUAACUUUGAUGAUAUGGUUAAACAGAGUAGUUCCAUCGAUUUUGCCAAUGCUGUGCAAGAAGCUGCAACUGAGUUUGGAAGGCUUCUGUAUAUAAAGUUAAGUCGUCCAUUUGUUACUAAGAAAACUGGUCCAGAAUCCAGUCUCCCCUUGGCGAAAAAUUCUGGCAUCAAGGAAGGAGUUCUUGUGCCUGAAAAUGACAUAGAGAGACUUGAUUUUCUAAUUGAACCCGCAGAAUUACUUUCUAAUGUGAAACGAAUUUCGCAAUUUGUUGAGUUUGGUAGUAUUCUGGAGCUUGAGAUAUUAAAGGCUCAGCUUUCCGCAUUUUAUCUGUCAAAAGGGGGUUAUAAAUUAGCUGAUUAUAUGGAUCCCCAGCCGGUUCUUGGAGUUGAAGAUAGUGUAAUGGAUGAAACAGUUGCUGUAGUUAAUGGUAAAAGUACUGUGGAAGCACCUACCCAAGGGCCAUUUGAUGAACUGGGUCAUUCUCCAGGGCUUUCAGGGAGCAUAUCAAACCCUGUUAGAAAGCAGAAAAGCAUUGCUGAAAUUAUGGGGGAGGACAAAGAUGUUCAUACAGCAGCAAAUAGGGAGGUGGAUGCAACUGUUGAAAUGGUGAAUGCAAUUGGGUUAAAUGUUGGAAAGAAGAGAAAAGGUAGUGAGGAUAAUGGGAUGGCAUUGAAACCUGUUCAAAAGAGAAGAGAGUUGCUUGUAGACACUGAUGGAGAUGUGUUGAGUGCUAAAAACGAUGGCAAAGGUGAUGAGGAAAACAGCAACAUUGGCUCACUGCUUCAGUCAAUAGAGAAAAAGACAGAAGCUUUUGAUGAAGGGAAGAGUGAAGAACGAAAUGGGAAGGGUAAUUUGUCAAGAGAAAGGAAGAGAAGCAAGUACUUGUCCCCUCCUUUCACUAUUCCAAUCAGGGGGCAAAGGGAGGUAUACAUAGAACCAGAAUCCCUUAAAGUUUCCAGAAAAGCUAAAGUAUCACAGAGAAGUGCAGGGGCCGAUGGCCCGAGUUCUCUUCCAGUGUAUAAGGGGAGGUCUUUUGAUAGCUCAAAUUACCAAACACAAGAUGAUGGGGAAACGAUUAUUGAUCCAAAGAAAAUCCAGGCUCCUGUGAAGGAAGUCCUGUCUCAAGUCCUCGAUGCAGCUACUAGUCCACUAAUUCGUAGGGAAGGCACUUCUCUUGACCAAUUUGUUGACUUUACUUAUGCCUUCAGAAGUUCCUUAUAUAGCCAGGGAUCGUUAUGCGAAUUAUACAAGAAAAAUCAACCUGGAAGGAAGAGAAAGAUGCUGGAAUCUGAAGAAGAUGGAAUGUUGAAAGAACUAAAUCUGUCUGCUGAUGAACAUUUAUCAUCACUGAAGCAAAAUUCUGGGCCAAAGAAGAGAAGAAAGGAAACUGCUUCAGGCAAGAAGGGGAACGAUGAAAAUGCUGCAGGUGCUGUUCUUUUUGUUUCAUUUUGGCCAGGAUCCUCUAUGCCUUCAAGAUCUGAUCUUGUCUCGGUGUAUAGCAAGUUUGGAGCUCUGAAUGAAGCAGAAACUGAUAUGUUCCGCACUAACUACACAGCUAGAGUGUCCUUCCUUCGAACUUCUGAUGCCGAGAAUGCAUAUAACCAUUCCCAAAACAAUAACCCUUUUGGAUCUCCUACUGAUGUCACUUUUCAGCUUCAGUAUUCCUCUGAUGGAUCCAAGUCUGGUGUACAACAACAGGGUGAAAGAUCAAACAACAAGCCUUUGCCAGUAGCAGCUACAGAACCUGUUGCAUUCUCACAGGGUACUGAAGCAUCCAAAUUGAUCUUCAUACAGCAGAAGCUUCAAGGUAUGACUUUGAUGCUAGAAGAAGCAUCAGGUAGUGGCAAAUCUCCUGAUAUGAUGCCAAAGUUAGGGAGCGAGAUGAAGGCUCUUUUGGAGGAUGUUAACAAAAUGGUUGAAGCUUCUUUGUUUUAGAUAAAGAUUUCAUUGGAGACUAGUCAUUAUGCAGCAAUGAUUAGGGUAGGUUUAGUGAUAAUAUGCCCCCUUUUGUGGGGCUGUCGUUAUCUGGGGCUCUUUUUGUUUGACCUUUUGGCCUAGCUUUUUAAAGUUAGUUGGUAUAUUUUGAAUUGGGGUCAUGAUAUUAGGUACUUGACCAGAUAUUUAUAUUUUGAAUGCAUAGUUUUAUAGAUAUCAACAUCUUUAGACUA